Molecule: messenger RNA, 2632 nt
Organism: Cyprinodon tularosa
Lineage: Eukaryota; Metazoa; Chordata; Actinopteri; Cyprinodontiformes; Cyprinodontidae
Gene: tmem151bb
Product: transmembrane protein 151Bb
Exons: 2
Coding region: 422-1909 (495 amino acids)
Source: RefSeq, a predicted model, not a curated record
AUCAAACUGGAUCAGAGAUGGGGAUGGGCGUUCCCUUUAAGUCGCGGAUUUAUGCAACAUCAUCCCACCUGCCUCAGCUGCAGGCAGCCGUGGACAUCGGACCCCACGCACCGUGGAUCCAGAGCGGGCCCCGAGGGACAAGGCACCAUACGUUGGUAAUGACGACCAGCUAAUCCUGCAUCAUCUCCCAUCAUGUCACUGCGGCACUAACAACUGAGGCGGGAUGCUGCAGGAACACCUCCUCCUCCUCCUCUCCAUCCUCCUCCUCCCUGCCUCCACAGGAGCGCUGUUGUUUUGGACUCUCCUGUCGCUGAUGUCCGAUGCAGAGACUCGUAUGGGAUGAAAGACUGCAGAGGAAGAUAAAAAAGCAGCGAAAUCCCUCUUUGGUUCCUCUCCACGCCUUGUAUUGUUGUCGGUCACCAUGUCUCCCCCAGCCUCUGCUGCGACAGCCAGUGAAAGCAGCACCACCACCGUCUAUGAGGAGGACACCAGGGAGGAGCAAAGACCCCUGAAGCAAUCACUGAGCAAGUCUUUAUUUCGUGAGAGUUUCUGGAAAUGCCUGCUCCUGUCUGUUCUCAUGUACGGCUGCAUGGGAGCUAUGGUCUGGUGCCACGUCACCAAGGUGACCAGGCUCACCUUUGACAGCGCCUUCAAAGGGAAGUCCAUGAUGUACCACGACAGCCCUUGCUCUGAUGGAUACAUCUACAUCCCCCUCGCCCUGUUGGGUAUGCUCUACCUGGUGUAUUUAGUGGAGUGCUGGCACUGCCACGUGAAGAAUGAGCUCCAGCACAAAGUGGAUGUUGAGAGUAUCUUUGAGCGCAUCCAAAGGAUGCAGCAAGCAAAGCCAUGCAUCUGGUGGAAGGCCAUCAGCUACCACUAUGUGCGCCGAACUCGACAGGUAACUCGCUAUCGAAACGGAGACGCUUAUACUAGCACUCAGGUGUACCAUGAGCGCGUCAACACCCACGUGGCCGAGGCUGAAUUCGACUACGGUCACUGCGGUGUCAAAGAUGUUUCCAAACAGCUUCUGGGCCUGGAGAAGUGUCCUCUCACUAAGAUGAGAUUUACCAAGUGCUUUAGUUUUGCCAACGUGGAGUCUGAGAACUCAUACCUGACUCAAAGAGCCAGGUUUUUUACCGACAAUGAGGGCCUGGACGACUACAUGGAAGCCAGAGAGGGCAUGCACCUGAAAAACAUCGACCUAAAGGAGUACGUCAUGGUGCUGACCGACCCGGAGCACCACCCCUGGUAUCUGUCCCAGUAUGUGUUCUGGUUUGCUUCCUUCCUCACUUUCUCCUGGCCUCUCCGGGUCUUCACUGAAUACCGCACUGCUUAUGUUCACUAUCGUGUUGAAAAGCUUUUCGGGCAAGAUUACCUUCCUGUUACCCCGUGUGACGAUCGGCCAUAUUGGCGCCGCAUCCCCCGUGUCAACACCAUUGACAGUACAGAGCUGGAGUGGCAUAUUCGCUCAAACCAGCAGCUGGUUCCCAGUUACUCAGAGGCCGGCCUAAUGGAUCUGGCCCAGUGUCCAAACAGCUUCAGCGGGAUCCGUCAGAACUGUGAGCGCUGCCACCGGGCCAUCAGCUGCUCCUCUGUGUUCUCCAGGAGCGCUCUCAGCAUCUGUACCGGCGCCAGCUCCCGCAUCCCAUUCAGUGGCAGUCGCUUCUCUCUAGCUCGCCGUUACGGCUCCCAGCGAAGCUGCCUCUGGAGGAGCGGCAGCUUGGAUGACCAAGAGAGCCCCAGCGAAAACACCCGGUGCCUGUCAGAGCGCCUCGCCACGGACGACGAGGAGCCUCCACACUACGACGACGCUCUAUGCUACCCAGUGCUCAUUGUCCACUGUAGCGAGAACUGCCACAAUCACAGAUCUUUCCACAGAAACGGCUCCUGCGUGGAAACGUCCUUAUGAGAAAUACAUUGACACCUCUGUAGCAUGCAUUCACAAUGAAUAACAGAAAAAUGACUGAGUUCUCAUUACGUAAACCGCCAAAGCAAUAAGAGCGGUCCGCUGGCGUACAGUAGAAGAAAGAGGAAAACUAAAUCAGAUCAACUUCCAAUGGCAACCAAGGAGACAAAGACUGUUACACUGUCAUCACCAUAUCUAAGAUUUGAACACAACAUAUGAAGCCUAAACCUUCAGUUACCUCAUAAGGCGGUUGAGAUAACUCCAGUCAUGUUUCCUCAUAGAUGGAUAGGAGGGGGUGAAUUUGACUUGCAGCUACAGCAAUAACAGUGACAACACCAAAUGAGGAAAAUCCAGUAAAGACAAUGUUUAUGCUCAUCACAGAGAUGCUGAUCAAUAAAAAAAAGUUCCAAAAUCACCAAGACAACUUAUCACUUAGAGAUAAAGCAUUUCUCAUUCUUCUAAAGUGCUGUAAUUCAUGUUGUAAAUCAUCAUCAUCAUCAUCGGUUUUCCAGAAAGCCUUUUACAUCCAGACAACAUUUCGUUGUUGAGCAGCUAAAUGCAAUAACACAAACCUCUCCUGUAAAUCACAAUCAUCCAUAUUCAAACAGAAAUACAUAGUCAGAAUAAUUUUUGUUCUAAUUAUAUUUUCUGCUGCCUACUGCCACGACUGAAGCUGACAACUUGUGCUACUAACCAAUCAGGUGGACAAAAAAGACAACAAAACAA